Messenger RNA from Loxodonta africana (African savanna elephant), 10056 nucleotides. RefSeq names its product chromosome 19 C8orf58 homolog (gene C19H8orf58). The record is from RefSeq and is a predicted model, not a curated record. Lineage: Eukaryota; Metazoa; Chordata; Mammalia; Proboscidea; Elephantidae. Bases 5476 to 6441 code for a protein of 321 amino acids. The transcript has 6 exons.
GUGAUCCCUAGGACUUUAGAGGGAAGAAGUUUCUCUCUGGGAGCCUGGAGGCGGUGGGGUAAAGGGAUGCUAGGGGACAGAAUGCAGAGACCCCACCUUGGUGAGGCAGUCUCCUGCCCAGCCAGCCCUGGGCUAGUUUUGCUUUCUAUGUGCCCCUCACUUGACUUGAUGUGGACACUGCCAACCCUACUGACUUAGAUGUGCCAGGCAGGCAGGCAGGGAGGCUGCAGCCGUGUCCAGGAGGGCGAUGUCCAGAGUGCCUUCUGCACAUGCCUGAAGCUGUCUCGCCUGUUUAGGAGAGAGAAUCACCAGAGAUAACUUUGGGUAAAGGCUGCAGAUUAGCCUCACCCAGGAGGGUAGGGCUGGGGUCUGAGACAACCUCAGCAGAGCCCCCACCAUCAGACACCACCACCAGGGAGGGGACUUGACUCCAAGCCAGGGUUGGGCUGACCUCCCACCCCUUUCCUGGAAGACACUCUUGCUUCAUUGGUGGUUGCUUUGAAACACACCUAGCAUGAGUCCAGCGCUACCUGUCCUACCCUGGGGGUGCUUUGACAUCAGAGGGGAGGGGGCAGUGGUUGCCUGCCAGCCCAGGAUUUUUGGUCUGAUUCACUUACCCCACCAGUCCUGAUCCCAGAAGACAUUUCAGAAAGGUCCUCUAGAUCCUGGUACAGCUGGUGCUCUAGAUCCACCCCUCCCCUGUAGCCCUGGGGCUGGGCAGUAGCCACAGCUUUCUUUUCACAGAGAAGAUCAAAACAGGGCUUCAGAGGGAUCCUGUGGCUGGUCUCUGAGGGCAGUGUGUGCUAUCUCGCCCUUUUAGGAAGGAAUCUUGGCGGAGACCUUGCUUGUGUUCCCUCCUCAGACACCUGUUGAUAUAAUUUACACCUUGCAAUUGUCUCACCUUUUGCCUGGAUGACUGCCUGAAAACCGGCCUUUAUUUUUAUAGAAAAGAUCAAGGCUGUCUCUUCUGUGGCUCAGGAGUCUGUCUGGCCAGGAUGGUCUGCCCAGAAAUGAAAUGCCCUCCCUGGCGCCACCUAGUGUCAGAUGUAGCCUGCGACAGGGAAGAAUGCUCACAAAAUGUGAAUUUGUGCUUGCACAAAUACUUGGGUUCUAGCUAGUGGUAUGGAAACCCUGAUGGUGUAGCAGGUACCGCUGCUAACCAAAAGGUUGGCAGUUAGAAUUUACCAGGCGCUUCUUGGAAAUUCUAUGGGGGCAAUUCUGCUCUGUCCUAUAGGGUUGCUGUGAGUCGGAACCGAUUCGACAGCAGUGGGCUAGCAAGUGGUAAUACCGACAGAUAUAGCACUUUACCUGCUUCCCUGGAGAUCACAGCCAAGCUGACAUGAAUGAAAUAGUAUGUGGCAGUGAGUGCUAAGGGCUAGGAUGGAACACCGGAGCACCCUGUAGAUUCAGUUUGGGAGCCACUGGCUGUAAGUUCAGUUUGGCCAGGCAGAGAAAGCCGGUCAGUGGUCAGUCAGGAGUGAGGGAAAAGACGUUAUUCUGAGUGAUGGGGUAAUGCUCAGCUUAGGACAGUGGCUGAACGGGAUCAUGAGAUAAAACUGGAAAGGGAGAUGGGGCCAAGUUACAGAGCAAUCUUGAAUGGCUUGCACUUCAGCUUGAGGCACUCGGGACCCUUUGAACAUUUUAAAGCAGGGCAGUGGCAGGUUGAAAAGAUGGGUUGGACUAGUCAUAUGUCAGAUGACUGCAUGUAACAAACCACAUGAAUGAUGGCACUGUGAUAACAGGAAGUGGAGGAGAGCAAAUGGGGGUGGGGACACUUGUUCAGUGAGUGUGCCAGUGAGCUUUUGAAUGCCUUUCGAAGCCUGAAUGGGUUCUGAAUGGAUUCGGAAUCUGGGGGGCCACAUCUCCUCUCAGGGCCAGUCCACCCCCUCUCUGACCCUAGACAUGCGCAAGGAAGGAAGACUGUCCAUCUCAGCAGGCACUUAACUGGCCUGAGCUUGGGAGUGAACUUCUUUGUAGGAUGGAGUUAUUAGCCAAACCAGUUUGUCAACAGAGAAGGUUUGGGGCAGUCUUUGCCCUGAACCGCAGCCCAAGCCAGCGGUGAACACCCACCCCCUCUGACCCCAGACAUAUGUGUAUGGGGCAAGAGACUGACCAUUUGUGCUAUGGCAAUGUGUCUGAUCCAGUGUUCACUUCUUUCUGCAGCUGGAGGAAUAACUCAGAGAUGAUGAUAGAUUAGAGUUAGAUGUGACCAGAGAAAGCAUCAAAUCCAAGCUCCUUCAGUUGGUUAAGCACUGGGCUACUAGCUGAAAGGUUGAUGGUUCAAACCCACCCAGAGGUACUUUGGAAAAAAGGCCUGGCAAUCUGCUUCUGAAAAAUCAGCCAUUAAAAACACUAAAGUGUUCUUUAAUGCCUCACAUGAGGUCGCCAUGAGUUGGAAUUGACUUGACAACAACUGGUUUGGUUUGUUUUCAGUUAGGGAUGGGAAAGAGACUUUCCCAAAGUUACACAGCUAGAUAAUAACAGUGACUAACAUUUUAGAGCACUUUUGAAGUGCCGGGGCAUUUUAAGUGUUUUAAAUCUUUUAAUUCUUACAACUCUGGGGUAGGUAUUGUUAUCAUUCUUGCUUCAUAGGUAAAGAAACCGAGGGACAGGGAGGUUAAGCAACCUGCCCGAGGACACCGAAGCUAGUGAGGAGCUGGGAAUGGAACCAAGGAGGCUGCCUCCCCAGUUUCUGGCUUGCCAAAUGGGGUUCGUGCCCCUCUGUCCCCAGAGGCAACCUUCUAGGCACAGCUCUGGAGGUCACAUGGCCCCUCCCAGCCCUCUCCUGCCUGGCAGGAGCCACCUACAGGUUCUUUGGCUUUGCCCUUCCUCCCACAGGGCUUGCUCUGUGCAGAGCUUGCAGGAAAUGCACUUCCUGAAGCUGGGACUUCCCCACUGAGGCUGUAAAGCCGCUGCGCAUCUCCGGCCUCAGUCUGAGGCAUGACUCGGCCAGGCCACUGUGUCUCAGGAACCCGUGGAGGCUGAGUGGCUGUUCAUCCCGCCCCAUCGGCAGUGAGGGUGUGGCUGUGCUGCCCCUCCCAUUCCUUCAAGCAUCACUCAAAGAGAAAUGAUUCCUGUCUCUGGGUGGCAAGAAUGGUUAGGUGCUCAGCUACUAACCGACAAGUUGGUGGUUUGAAUCCACCCACAAGUGCCUCAGAAGAAAGGUCUGGCAAUCUACUUCCAAAAAACCAGACACUGAAAAUCCUAUGGACCCGUGACAUGCACGGGAUCACCAUCAGUUGGAAUCGACACAACGGCAACUGGUUUUUAAUAGGCCGGCGAAGGAGAGACUGAGGAGAUUAUGCAGGGGCCACAGAGGCUUCUGGGUGGUAAAGGGCUGCCUGGUUCAGGGCCGCAGAAGGCAAAUGGGAAGAGGCACCAAGGCCCCCAUGUUGGAUCCUCACAUAGACUUGUAGCCGCUCUGAGAGCUCUGGGCUCAGCUCUGCUCAUCUGCACAGGGCAUGGGGGCCGCGGCCUAGAGGGUGUGUGUGUUGGUGUGUGUGUGUGAGUGCGGGGGGGUUCUUUUGAGCCACACACAAAGGCUUGUGCUGAGACACUGCAUUCCUGCUGGUUGGGCUUCCUGUUUCCAGAUGCAUUCCUGCCCCAGAGUCACCACGGAGACUGCUUGGAAUCUGGCCCCACAUUCUCCAAAUUCUGGGCGGAUCUGGCAAAGGCCCCCUCUCUUUACCUCCCACCCUCUGACUUUGGAGGGGAGGAAGCCACCUGACCAGCCUCCUGCCCUUCUACCUAGCGAGGGCUGGGGUGAGGUCUGGCACGGUUUUGGGGAUUGGUGCCACAUAUCCUGUUGGAUUGGCGUAGAGUAGCUCCUGCCAGGCCCAGCAUUCUGUUUCCCUCUCUGUAUCUAGAAUAGAGGGACCAGAGGGGUGCCGUCCGGGAGGACAGGGAGGGGAGGGGGACAGCCCACCAACCCAGGGUUAACAGGGAAGGGCCUGGGCCUAAAGCUCAAGGUCUUAAGAGAUGGUCCAUAAUUCAGGCUUGGCUGUGGGCCUCAGUCUCCUCAUCUUAUAAAGUUAGAAUCUGAUAAUUUGAGGCUCCUUGAUGAAGGCAUCCCUGGGUGGAACAAACAGUUAAGGCACUCGGCUGCUGAAAAGGCGCCUGGGAAGAAAGAUUUGGCGAUCUACUUCCAACCCUACGGAGCACAGUUCUACUCUGGCACACAUGGGGUCGCCAUGAAUGGCAAUCACAGCAGUGCCGCUGGUUGGUUAGGAAAGAGCAAGGAGCAGGAAUGGGUGGGCCGGCUGGCUUAUCCCUCCCUGUUAACAGCUACUUCCACCCAGAGGCUCCAGGCUCAGGUGCAAUUUAGCACGUCCACCAGCUCCCUUACCUGCCCCCAGGGGAUUUGGGACCUGCUGGGGUAUUUUUCGGCCCUUCUCCCACCCUCAGGAGGAAGAGGCUUAGAGGCCACUAGCCCCUGUCUAGUCUCUAGGCUGUCCCACCUUCAGCAGCUGUGUGGGCUCCCAGCCCCCCUUAGGAAGGGGAUAGAGUUCCACGGACCAGAAGAGGGUGGGGUAGGGCCAGGGGAGCGCUAACAGGUUGGCCCCGCCUCCAGAAUGCUCCCGGGUCCGGCGGCUCAAGUCUUUCUCAGAUCCUGAGGACCCCGCCGUUAGGGUACUGGAGUGAGUAGGAGGUAUGAGACGGGCCAGGGGUUCAGAUCUAGCCCUGGACACUCGUUCCGCGCCAGACUACAACCUCGCGCUCUGCAGUUGUUGUAAAAAAUUUUCCCUCCCCUGUUUCACCUGACCCAGUUACCCGAGAAACAGACUGGGUGGGGUCGACAGGAAUCAUUUCCCCUUUUUUUCGCACGUGGUGUCUGAGAGGUUGAGUGACUUGCCCCAAGCCACACAGCUGCAGGCGCUGGGAGGCCGCGUCCUGGGCAGCGCUCUUCCCACUGCCAGCACGUGGGCCUCGGUUUCCUUCCGGGCUCCGGUCCAGUGCUCCCCCUCCCCCGCCCGGGGCUCCAUUUCGGCGGCAGGAAGACGGAGCCCGCGUGUGAACUGGGGGGCGGGGUGACUUCGCGCCCGGAGCCCAACAGCGUCCCCAGGCGGGGACCCGCUCUGUGGUCGGACGCCGGAGCGCCGGGUUGCCCGAGUUGGGGAGACAGCAGAUCCGGGCUCUUACUUUGGCCACAGCCAGGAAGAGGGUGACAGGGGUGUUCCCCAGCCCGCGCCUCCGAGGUCCUCGCUCCUCGUUGCCUCCCCUUCCCAGCCCUCUGCGCCCGCGCCCCUGGGCCCUCCAAAUCCCCGCGCCCCGCUGCGCGCCCCCCGCCCCGCCCGCACACCAGCCCCUCUCCUCUCCGCCCCUGCCCCGCCCUGCCCCCUCCCCCGUCUGGGAGUGUCCGGGGGCCGCGCCCAUCAGGGUCCGGACUAGUGAGCUAAACAGACCGACCGACCCGCGGGGUACGCGGGCCGCAAUCGCUCUGUCCGGCUGCAGCCCGGGCGCGGCGUCGGGGCCGGCAUGCUGGGCCGGCGGCGAGUCUUCGCGGUGGAGCCGCGCGGCGGCCGCGAUGGGGCUACGGAGGAUCUGGCACGUGGGUGUGUAGUGCCUGGAGUCACAAGCACCUACAGACGGAUCCAGGACGCUGCUGAUUGGUGCUCAUCAGACUCCUGGAAUGGAGAUGGCCAGCUGAGAGGUGCUGGGAGGCAGGUGCCUCUUCUGAAACUGGCCUCCCGGGACUCAGGAGUGGAGAUGGCGAUUGGGGACAGCUCCUUGGCCACCUUGCCAGGCAUUUCUCAGGACUCUCUGGACUUUGAGCCUUCUGGGCGCUCUGAGCCCCCACCCCAGCUAGGCAGGCUCCUGGCUAGCCGCAAGCUGGAGCAGGUGCUGGAGCGGUCCCACCGACUCCCGACUUCACCUGCCAGCUUGUCACGACAGCACCGCCCCCUCCAGCUGCCAAGCAAGCCUGAGUGUGAAAUGUUCCCUUUUGCAGCAGGGGAACAAGAGGCCACUGAGGCAGAAACUGGCCUAGAGGCAGGCCUGGAAGAAGCAAAGGUGGGGGGCUUGGAGCCUGAAGUCUGGACCAGUCUCCCAGGGCAGGGUCUUCGUUACCUAGAACACUUGUGCCUAGUGCUGGAGCAGAUGGCGAGGCUCCAACAGCUCUAUCUACAGCUGCAGACCCAGAGGCCCCUCAGGGGGCAAAAGCAGCUUCAUUCCCAAAAGUGGGGGUGCCCAGUGGCAACUCUUCCAACCUGCCAGAGGCCCCAGCAGAGCCAACUCACACCGGUCCAUCCUCCCAGGGACACAAGCUGGAUCUCUCCCACUGGGACAAGGUCAAGGUCGUGCUCAACCGGAUCCCCUGGAGAAGCUUUCAACACCCUAAGCGCUCUGCCCCUCCCAAUGGCCCAGCCCCCAGGAUUGAGUCAAGGGACCUCUCUGAAAGGCCUCAGUGUUGCCCCCACCGGAAGACCUUUAUGCCAUUCUUAGUGGUUAAGAAACAACGAGCUAAAAACCUUUCUGCCUGCUGAGACCUCCUGGUGCCAGGGACAUGACCUUGGGUAGAGGGGUGUGCAGUGACAUCUCCUUCCUCACCCUUUGCCCUGUUGCUGCUUCUUGUCACUGCCAGGAAAAGCUGCUGAUGCUUGCCCUUCUCUCUGAGGUGAGGGCCGGGUCUUUCUCCUCUGAGCAGCCUGGCAUUGGGGCCCCGUUCCCGGAGAGGCCUCCCAGCGUGGCAGCUCCAAGGCUCCUCUCUGUUUGCCAGAAAUCCCUGGGCUUAAACAAUGUGAACUAACUUAUUUAUCAAGCGUCCGCAGAGCACAUUUGGCACGAUGAUCUGUCCAGGCCCAGCGUGUUGCAGAUAGGUAUUUAUGCAUAAUUGUCUAUCUAGAGCUGUGAGGCUUUCAGUGUUGUAAAGUGGCUGGAGCCCGCCGUCUCUCCUGGAAUCAUGCACGCUGAAGAGUUGGUCUUCUCGGUGAGGCCAUCUGUGGAAGGAUGGCACUGACCUUCGUUCAUCAGUGGGCAGUGACUGAUCCGGAUUCCUGCUUUCUUCAGAUAUGUAUGGGCAGCCCCCAGACGAAGAUGGUGCUGCUGUGGCUGCCUCUGCAUUGAGUCUUGCUCCUGGAGCAGAGCCCCUGAAGGCUGCGCCAGGGAUGGGCAGGGUCAGUGACAACAGGGAGAACAGGAGAACACGUUCAAGGGCAAUUCUCAGCUGCUGUGCUCCGUACUUGCUUUUGCAUACAUGUCAAAGCUGAAACCAGAAGCCCAUACUAGUUUUCAGACCUUGAGAAAGUCCCAUAACUUUAUGAGCCACAGCUUCCCACUCAAUCUCCCAAAUGGGAUAAUGAUGCUUGCCCUACCUACCUCACAGGCUUCUGAUGAUGCUAAAAAGAGAUUAAAAUGUCUUGAAGUGCUUUAUGAAUUGUUACAUGAAUAGGAAAGGGGAGGAGGGUAUUGGUGUUGGAGGGAGGGUAGGCUGGAGGAGGGCUGAUGGGGAGGUGAGAGGAUAAGGUAGAACUGGGGUUUGCUAAUGGAGACUAAAGUGGCCAAUGAUUACUGGCAAGGCUUUGAGCAAGUCGUUUCAUUAAGGUCUUUUAGGUUUUAUAUCUGAGAACUAAGGCACUAAUUCCUGACCUGAUGGGGUGAAAUGUGUUCCUUUAUGUGGCUUUCUGCCUUGAUUCUUUGGAAAAACAGCUUGAGAGGUUUUUCUCUUAAACCCUGAGGAGUUAGCUGUGUCCCGGUUUUCUACCCCAGAGAGUUUGUUACUUUUGUCCAGGUUGAUUAACAUUUCCUGGGUAAGAUAUAAACAACUUGAUGGUUUGAUACUCUUUGUCUGGCCCUGGGCUGUAGCCUGCCCUGUGAUUGAUCAGUGUGCCAUGCAAAUGAAGUGGCUAUAAAAAACCCAGAAACCAAGGGAGUUGCCAUCCAGUCCAUGUCCUCUCAGAGUAAUCCUGCAGAACAGGUUAGGACCACCUCAUAGGUUUUCCAAGGCUGUAAAUCUUCAGGGAAGCAGACUGCCACCACAUCUUUCUUUCACGGAGCUGCUGGCGGUUUUGAAUCACGCAACUUUUGGUUCGCAGUUGAGUGCUUUAACCACUGCACCACCAGGGCUCCUUGAAAUUGAUAAGUUUUUGUUUAUAUAUGCAGCCAGCCCCACAGAGGUUUCAGGAAGAAGGAGAAAGGAGAAGCAGAGAGAGGAGGUGAGGACCUUAAAAGAGCUGUAACACAGGUCAAGGCCUGUAAUAUUGAAGACAGAGGCCUGGUCAGAGCCAUUGGUGACAGGCCCAUAAGGGGCCCUGUGGCAGAUUUGGUGACGAUGGCAGAAUCCUGUUGCUAGGAAUGCAGCUAGACUGGCUAUGAGCUGCGUCAGUAGCUGUGAACUGCGUCAUUUAGCAGUAAAGAGGCUGAAGGCAGAAAGGCCUGUCUUGGGGGGGUGAAAGGAGGCCUGUAUGGCUGAAAGAGGGUAUGCCGGGCCAAGAGGUCUUUCCUGAGGGGGGUGUGAGGAGGCCUGUUCUGAGGGGUCUUAGAAGGGGAUGUGCACAGCUGAGAAAAUCUGCUUGCUUACAUGGCUGAGAGGAGCAGAGAGAGCUGUCCUGCACCAAAGAAGGGAAGGAUGUGCUCUCCACUUCCAGGGGACCUCCCAGGCUUUGCCUACAUGCUUCCCGACCUGAUCCUGAGUUGUACCCUGUUAGUUCCUUAAUAAACCACUUAACUGUAAGUAUGGUCUGUGAGUUCUGUGUGGCCAUUGCAAUGAAUUAUUGAACCCAGCAGAAAAGUAGAGAGUACCACGGGGUGGAUGGCUGGUGUCAGAAUUGGUAAAAACGUUGGAGAGUGGAGGUAUGUUUGACCUCCAGCUCACAAGAAUCAGCCUUGGGCUGAUAGUGAUUCUCUCUUUUCGCCCUGAAGUUAGAGGAUUUCAGGCACUACUAGAACUUCAGGCACUUCAAAGGGUUGUUUCAAGGAGAAAAGGAAAUGUCUACAGGAGCUCUGUAAACGUCUGUCCAAAUACCAUUGUUGUUAGCCGCUGUCAAGUCAGUCCCUGACUCAUGGCAAUCCCAUGCAUAACAGAAAAAAAACUGCUGCCCCACUCUGUGCCAUCCCCUUGAUGAGCUGGGGAUCAGACCAUCGUGAUCUAUAGAAUUUUCACUGGCUGAUUUUUAGAAGUAGACAACCAGGCCUUUCUUCCGAGUCCAUCUUAGUCUGGAAGCUCUGCUGUAACUGCUCAGUAUCAUAGCGUCAUAGCAACAUACAGACGGGUGAUGGCCAGGCAUGAGGUGUAUCAGCCUGGGAUUGAACCCAGGUCUCCCGCAUGGAAGGUGAGACUUCUAUUGAACUAUCACUGCCUUACCUAAGUAUUACAGUGGUUUAUCUUACUAUGGCCUAGUCAGGCCUGUUAUGGAUUGUGUCCCCCAAAAUUAGGCGUUGGAAAUCUUAACUUCUGCCAGUGGUUAUAAUCCUGUUUGGGCAUGGGUUGUCUUUAUUAUGUUAACGAGGUUGAAUUAAUGUAGGGUGUAUUUUGGGUCAAUCUCUUUUGAGAUAUAAAAGAUUAAACAAGCUAGCAAGCAGCAAUGGGAGAAGAGAGAUGCCAAGCCACAUGAAAAUCUCCUAGGAGCAAGAAGCUCACCCCACGAGGUUCUAACCCCACAGCCACAGAGAGCGCCUUCUCUUAGAACCAGCAGCCUGAAUUCAGACUCUGGCCUCCUAAACUGUGAGAAAAUAAACUUGUUAAAGCCAUCCACUUGUAUUUCUGUUAUGGCAGCUCUAGAUAACUAGAGAAAGUUGAAAAGCUUAAUCUCUUGCAGGCACUCAGAAGAUGAGACGUGUGGGGGUGUGGCCCCUGGAAGGGCAGGUUUAGGGAUGGGUCAUUUGUUUUUGAGUCACAGACACAGGAAUAUCUCGUGUCUGCCGCUGAUCAAGCAUCCUUCUUCAGUCAGGAGGGACUGGUUCUCUUGCUGCUGCACUCUUGUGGUCUUCCACAACGAGGUGGGGAUGGUGGUGGUAUAUGCUCCCUUACGUUUGAGGUUCAGCUGCCUUUGCACCAGGAACCAAGUCUCUGAAGCCUCUUUUCUAAUGGGACUCUUGAGCGUGGACACCACCGAGGCGCGG